Messenger RNA from Anopheles merus, 937 nucleotides. RefSeq lists its product as uncharacterized. Lineage: Eukaryota; Metazoa; Arthropoda; Insecta; Diptera; Culicidae. Bases 113 to 937 code for a protein of 274 amino acids. The transcript has 2 exons. The record is from RefSeq and is a predicted model, not a curated record.
AAAGAGUAAGUACAAGUUGAAAAAAUAUCUUUUUUAUCGAUGAAUUCAAUGUUUAUAACAUUUCAGGAAAACUCGUUUGACAAAAUGUCAGCUGGAAAAACUAGUGGAACUAAUGGAGCGAAAUCCAGAGCAAGCUAAGGGUGCGGGUUCCAAUCCUACAGGAUUUUGGAAAAUGGUAGCUUUGGAACUCAAUUCAUUAGGCCCAGCAGUUAAGGAAGGAGCAGCUUGGAAAAGGACAUGGAUUGAAAAAAAGUCGAUCGUGAAGAAAAAGCACGGCUACAAUAAAAAAGAAAUGCAGAAAACCGGAGGUGGAAAGCCGACAUUUAAUACACUAAGCGAAUUAGAAGAGCGUAUUGCAGGUAUCACAAACGUGCGAGAGAUAUCUGCCAUAUUCGACGAUAGCAUAUGCGUUGGAAUCAAGCAAUCCUCUGCAGACAAACGCUACGAGUUGAAUCAACCGGGGCCAUCACAUCAUUGCAAGGCUGUAGAACAGCAGGAACCAUCGCACCUUAGCCAUACUACCGAUCGGCCGGGACCAUCACACUAUUCACAGACCACAGAACAUCCGGAACCAUCGCACCAAACUCAUACUACUGAUCAACCAGGACUACCACACUCUUCACAGUCCACAGACCACUCGGAACCAUUACACCAUACUAUGAACCAAGCAGAACCACCUCAACCUAUGGAUAUCAUAGAACUGCCGGAACCAAUACAAUUCAUACAUAAUACAGAACAGCCGGGAUCAUCGCACAAUAGCAACAAUAUGAAUCAACAGCCAUCCGAUAGGACCAAAAAAAGCCACAAAACUGCCACAACUAAACAAGCUGAUUUUCAAAAAAGGGUACUACAGCAAAAUGAUGAGAUGAACAAACAUCUUGGCGAAAUUUCCACCAACUUAAAAAUAUUAGCAGAGGGAACUUUGGGCUUUUUUUGA